AUGGCAGGGAAGACAUACAAACUACUAAACUGUGACAAGCACAAGUCUAUGUUGUUGAAGAAUGGGCGGGACCCGGGGGAAGUGAGACCAGACAUAGCUCACCAGAGUUUACUGAUGCUGAUGGACAGUCCCCUGAACCGAGCUGGCUUGCUGCAGGUUUAUACCCACACACAGAAGAAUGUGCUGAUUGAAGUGAACCCCCAGACUCGAAUUCCCAGAACCUUUGACCGCUUUUGUGGCCUCAUGGUUCAGCUUUUACACAAACUCAGUGUUCGAGCAGCUGAUGGCCCCCAGAAGCUCUUGAAGGUAAUUAAAAAUCCAGUGUCAGAUCACUUCCCAGUUGGAUGUAUGAAAAUUGGCACUUCUUUUUCCAUCCCAGUCGUCAGUGAUGUGCGAGAGUUGGUCCCCAGCAGCGACCCUAUUGUUUUUGUGGUGGAGGCCUUUGCCCAUGGCAAGCUCAAUGUGGAAUAUACAGGGAAGAUGGUGUCCAUCAGCAACUACCCCCUUUCUGCUGCUCUAACCUGCGCAAAACUUACCACAGCCUUUGAGGAAGUAUGGAGGGUCAUUUGACAGUAGGACCUUGCUCUGAAACAGAGACUAUUGACAUUGCAUCCCUUGACUCUUCUAACUCCCUGUUGGAUGAUGACCUUCCUGAACCAAGACUGGGGUUAGUGGAAGCCAAGGCUGAAUGUACAUUUGCUAUUUGUUUAUCUUAUAAACACUGUUCUUGCAAA
Messenger RNA from Myotis myotis, 734 nucleotides. Its product is annotated as ribosomal RNA small subunit methyltransferase NEP1-like. The transcript has a single exon. Gene Ontology annotation, cellular component: small-subunit processome; nucleolus. Gene Ontology annotation, biological process: rRNA base methylation. The record is from RefSeq and is a predicted model, not a curated record. Gene Ontology annotation, molecular function: rRNA binding; rRNA (pseudouridine) methyltransferase activity. Bases 1 to 570 code for a protein of 189 amino acids. NCBI's taxonomy places the organism in Eukaryota, Metazoa, Chordata, Mammalia, Chiroptera, Vespertilionidae.